CGCCGCGACCCCAGCUGAGCCCGCGGCCCAGCCUUAAGCUCCCACCCCCGGGGGCUGGCAUGAGCGGCCCCUCGGCGGCGCCGGGGGUCGGAGGAGUCGCCCUCGCCUGAUCCCCGGCCUGCCGCCCUACCCCAUCUCGCCGACCGAGGCUGAUCGCCGAGCGUGCGGACGACCCCACCGCUGCUUUCUUCCUCCCCCAGAUCACGCUCUCCAGUCCCAGAAGAUGGGGAACUGCCUCAAAUCCCCCACCUCGGAUGACAUCUCCCUGCUUCACGAGUCUCAGUCUGACCGGGCCAGCUUUGGCGAGGGGACAGAGCCGGAUCAGGAGCCGCCGCCGCCAUAUCAGGAACAAGUUCCAGUUCCAGUCUAUCAUCCAACACCUAGCCAGACUCGGCUAGCAACUCAGCUGACUGAAGAAGAACAAAUUAGGAUAGCUCAAAGAAUAGGCCUUAUCCAGCAUCUGCCUAAAGGAGUUUAUGACCCUGGAAGAGAUGGAUCAGAAAAAAAGAUCCGAGAAUGUGUGAUCUGUAUGAUGGACUUUGUUUAUGGGGACCCAAUUCGAUUUCUGCCGUGCAUGCACAUCUAUCACCUGGACUGUAUAGAUGACUGGUUGAUGAGAUCCUUCACGUGCCCCUCCUGCAUGGAGCCAGUUGAUGCAGCACUGCUUUCAUCCUAUGAGACUAAUUGAGCCAGGGUCUCUCGUCUGACUUCAAGUGAACCAUCAUUUUUGGUGGUUUUGAUCUUUUGUCACUGAGCCCAAAGAGCCAGGGAUUAGGAAUUAAGAUCCUGCACAAAAGUUUCCUAAAAAUUCCUGGAUGGCUGCAGAUGUUGGGGGAAAGUACGUGAUAUUUUAGAAACUUAGGGGGAAAAGUAGGAUGGUAUUUUUGUGUAAAGCCUUGACCCAGUGUUUAAAAAUAUAAUUGUAUUUAGAUCUUGUUAUUGUUCCAGUACAUAGGAAUUGUGUAAAGUGUUACAGCAGCUGUAUAUGUUUAAAUUGUGUGUGUUGAAGAUUAGGAAAAAGAUAGUGGUUAUUUUUCCUAAAUGAAAUAACAUUCUUCUCCCUCUACCCCCCACCCAAAUUCUUUUCUGAAGUUGCUGGCAUUUGGGUCAAGGUUUUAUUAAAAGCUACAUUUUGUAACACUGGCACAAAAAAAGUAGUUUUAAGCUUGUUUGCACAGUUAUUUUUUUCCAUUGGAAAUGGAAUUCAUUGCCUUAGGUCUUUUUAAAUAGUGUAUUAUUAUCGUUGGGGCUGGCUCUAUGCUUGAAAACCAGUUUAUUUAUAACCUGUUAUAAGUGCUAUAUUCUGUUUGCAGUUAGGAAAUGCAGAAUUCAAAGUGAUCUCCUAGCUUGUAAGCAAACUGAGAUGCACUAUCCCUUUUCUAUAAAAAGAUUAAUUAAUGUGUCAAGAAACCAACUCUAGUGAAGUGAGGUUUAAUAUUACCCUCUCCUAUGUGUUUUAUCUAAUUAUUUUGGUUGUUAAUAUGGUGAUAAUUGAAGGUCCAGGUAAAUUUUAAAUGUUAAGAAUUCUGAUUUAUUGAACUUGAGUUAUGCCACCAUGUUUAUGUAACAAUGGAAGUGACAUCAUGGUGAAAUUUAACAAGAAGGAAUUUCUCCGUUGUAGUAACUUUGGUUUAUUCUUUCCUGUGACCUCCUUCCUUCUUGUCUUGAACCAUAGCAAAAGGAUACUGCAUCUCUCGUUACUGUAGUGCUGAGGUUAUUGAAGUUAUAUAAAACACGUCUCAGUCUCUGUUUCUUGGAAAGGUAUCUGUUAAGUCCUGCUAGCUGACUGACAAGACUAAGCAGGGAGAAUAAAGAAAUGUGUUUCAUAUUUUGCACACAAAUGCAGGAUUUAUAUAACCACAUGACUUCCUAGUUGUGAUCUCAAAAAAGAAGGAAUUACUCCUUUUCUCUUGCAAUUAAUGUAAGAAUACUUUAAAUCUCCAAGCUUCUGAAGUGUUAGAGGUAGAGAUGGUCUAGUAAAGAUGUAGUGGUCAUGUUUUAUCCAGUUAGCAUGUGUUUAUUUUUUUAUAUACUCAGAGGUGACUUAUUUGUUUCACUCAGUGAUAUUAGAGCUGAAAAUCAUUCAUUAAGCAGAAGGAGAAGCUGUCUCAACCUAACAAAUCAGAAGUGUUUCUUCUUCUUAUUUUAUAUUGAGUUGAAUAUUUGACUCUUAACACUUUUCUACGUACAAAACACAAGUAUUGCAAAGGUUCUUCAUAAUUGCAUUGUAGAGGAACUUAGUAUGUCAUAAGUACUUUGUAAAGAUUUGACAUUCAACUGUAGUAUCCGUAUGUUGCUUAAUUUCCUUAUGAGUCCCAUGGUAGAAAGAUUUAAGGAUGAAAUUGAGAAAAAUGGAAAGAAACUAGAUGAUUAGGUUGUGUAAAAUUGUUACAUGUAUCUUGCUUAAACUUCUGUUCAUUAAUUUAUAUCCACCCAAUUACAUAAAGCAAAUUUUGAGGAAACAACUGAAGUUGUGCAAUAUUUUCAGUGAUAAUUGCUUUUUUAUUCUUGUGUUUUCUACUUAAACAUAAUGUCUAUGUCAUCAGUUCUAGUCAGACUUUUUUUUCUAGAUUGUCAAAAUUGGUAAAUGAACUUUUUAUAUCGUCUUCCAUGUUGCAGUUAGUCUUUCUUUAUGACAAGGCUUCUUUCACAGAAGUUUGAUAUUGAAGGAAGCAGCAUUGACAGAAAGCUUUGCUUUUAGGCACUUUGUAUUCUUUAACAUUGUUCUUUACAUACUAUGUUAAGAACCACCAAUUUUGGGUUUUACUGAGUUGUUAAAUAAAGUUAUGAUACAGCUGUGAA
Messenger RNA from Carlito syrichta (Philippine tarsier), 2802 nucleotides. RefSeq names its product ring finger protein 11 (gene RNF11). The record is from RefSeq and is a predicted model, not a curated record. The transcript has 3 exons. Lineage: Eukaryota; Metazoa; Chordata; Mammalia; Primates; Tarsiidae. The coding region runs from base 224 to 688 and encodes 154 amino acids.